Molecule: messenger RNA, 1284 nt
Organism: Pseudogymnoascus destructans
Lineage: Eukaryota; Fungi; Ascomycota; Leotiomycetes; Thelebolales; Thelebolaceae
Exons: 3
Coding region: 143-979 (278 amino acids)
Molecular function (GO): protein binding
Source: RefSeq, a predicted model, not a curated record
GUCGUUCAUAAUUCACUGGAAACAUAUUCUGCCCGUCGUUUAUCCCCCACCUUGCCGAGGACCAUCAUAAAUCCACCCCUCCAUUGCAACUGCCUUCUUCAACACCUCUGCUACCAACCCUGAUGCUCAGUCAACAAGCGCCAUGACCAACCACUCCUUCUCACCCAGAGCCCGUACAUGUCUGACGGCUAUCGCAUCUCCCAAACUCCCAAUUCUCUUCGUUCAAUCCCAUGAUACCAUCAAGAUCAGUCAAAAGAGUCUCGACCUACAUUCACCUUCUGCCCGAAGUGAUUUUACUAGUGUCUCGAACUUGAAAGCCGUCGACGCAGUUAUGGACAUCCUCCUCGAUUCAGGAAAGUACAGCGACAUGCGCAUUACAUGCGAGGAACAAACAUGGAAUGUGCAUCGCUCAGUGGUCUGCGCUCAUUCGCCUGUAUUUGCAGCCAUGAUUGAUGGGGGGUUCAAGGAAGCUCACAGCGGCGUCAUUGACCUCCCAGCCGACAAAGCAGACAUCGUGGAGAUGAUGCUCCGCUUCCUCUACCAAGGCGACUACGACGACCUGCGUUGUUCUACCGCACCAGGCGAGGAUCUGGUAGAGCUUAACGCGGAUGCAAUGGUUGUGAAUGUAGAAGUGUAUGUCAUAGCUGACAAGAACGGCAUCCCCGCCCUAAAGGUUCUUGCCCGGCAAAAGUAUGCAGAGCUUGUGGCAGAGAUAUGGCAGGCAGAGUCUUUCAUGGAUAGUGUGGAGAUGGUGUUCCAGGAAACGCUGCCUGGUGAUUCCCUGAGGAAGUUCGUUAUCGAGACGGUGGUGUUGCACAUACAUACUCUAAUCAGGGAGGAGUGGUUCGUGGCGAUGCUGGAAGACCAAGGGGAUUUCGCAGUGGAAGUAUUGAAGGGAAUACUAGAGCUGGGCCGAAGUAUUUGGGCUGCAUCUUCUAGGGGGGCAGUUAGCAAACCCCAUAAGAAACUCAACAACUAGCAUCGGGAAACCAGGCAAGGUUCAGAUCUGAUGAGUCGUGUUUGAAGUUCAAACAGGGAAAGGAAAAGUUGUGAGUGUAAGGAUAGAUUCAUAUGAAAAGGGAAGCUCGAGCAAAAAGUGAAAAGUAGAUCAUUAAUCGAGUAUCGCCUUGGGGCGCGUAGACGCCUCUUUUCGCUUUGUAGUUGGCAUUAAUAAAUUACAAAACUAAUAACGCAAAUCCUGUCCGUAACUUAGCUCAAGCAGAUUUUCCAAACAACCACUGAAUAGCUUCCAGUGAUUGUUGUGGUUAUGCCCAUCAGAGGUUC